AUGCCACGCCCUCCACUAUCACAGAAUCGGUCCCUGGCCAUCCUCAAGGCAGCACGAGAGGGGGAAUAUGCUGUUCCCGGCAUGUGCUGCUACAACAUCGAGGCCAUCAUGGCAACUGUCAAGGCCGCCGAGGCACGCAAGUCGCCAGCCAUGGUCCUCCUCUUCCCAUGGGCGAUGCAGUACGCGGGAACAUCGCUAGUCAGGGCCGCAGCAGACGCCUGCCAUAAUGCAAAGGUGCCCGUGUCCCUGCACCUUGACCACUGCCAGACGCCCGACCUGGUCAGGCAGGCCGCCGACAUCGAGGAUGGCUUCGACUCCAUCAUGUGCGACAUGUCGCACUACGAGAAGGAGGAGAAUCUCAGGCUGACCAGGGAGCUCGUCACCUACUGUCACGAGCGGGGCAUCGCUGCUGAGGCCGAGCCAGGGCGCAUCGAGGGUGGCGAGGACGGCGUCGCGGCCACGGCGGAUCUCGAGGGUCUGCUGACGACGCCUGAGGAGGCUGAGGAGUUUGUGGCCACGGGCAUCGAGAUGCUUGCACCGGCCUUUGGGAACGUGCACGGCGAGUAUGGCCCUCGCGGCAUCCAGCUCGAGUAUGACCGCCUUGCUAGCAUCUACGACAAGGUCGGCGACAGGGUGCAGCUGGUGCUCCACGGCGCCGACCCUUUCACUGAGGAUAUCUUCAAAAAAUGCAUCCAACACGGCGUCACCAAGGUCAAUAUCAACAAAGGAAUGAACAAGCAUUACGCAGCAGUACAAAAGGAGAUGCACGGCAAGCCACUGACCAGCGUGAUCGAAGCAGGGACAGUGAGGAUGCAGAAGGCCAUCGAGACGUAUAUGGACCAACUGGGAAGCUCCGGCAAGGCAUGA
Messenger RNA from Cryphonectria parasitica EP155, 867 nucleotides. Its product is annotated as aldolase. Lineage: Eukaryota; Fungi; Ascomycota; Sordariomycetes; Diaporthales; Cryphonectriaceae. The record is from RefSeq and is a predicted model, not a curated record. Gene Ontology annotation, biological process: carbohydrate metabolic process. Gene Ontology annotation, molecular function: aldehyde-lyase activity; zinc ion binding. Bases 1 to 867 code for a protein of 288 amino acids. The transcript is spliced from 2 exons.